UCAAAAGAUUCCAGUUGUUGUUUAGGUGUGCGAUAAACAGCGGUGUGAUAAACAAUAGCACAGUUUCCACAUUAGUCUAGUAAAUGUUUCGGAUCCAUUCUGACUUAUCCCUAUAGCAGAGACAAACAGUCGUGAUUUCGGUGUAAAUUACGUUACGUAAAUCUGAGCUGUUGGCGGUAGUCUAUCAGAAGAACUAACCUAUCAAGCCUCAAAUCACAUAAGACAUGGCUCGCUAACCCGCUCGCUAAUAAUGCAUUAUGAUGAUUCUGUUAUCAUGAAUAUUCCUGGCAACUCCAAGGCUAAGUAGCAAAUAUUGUAGUUUGACAGUUAUCUCUAAUUGCAUCUCCGAUCUGUUCGACAUAACUAAGCUAUUGGCAUAAUGUCUGCCCAGAAAGAUUGUGAGUUUCUUGUGAAAAGGGCUAGAGAACUUGUCUCCGAUGACCCAUGUGCAGCCAAGGCUUGGCUCAUAACGGCGAGAACGCUUUACCCCACUGACUUCAAAAUACAGUAUGAAAUGUACACUAUUGAGCGGAAUGCGGAGAAGACUGCUUCAGCAGGCAGACUGUUGUAUGACAUGUUUAUCAACUUUCCUGACCAGCCCAUUGUCUGGCGUGAGAUUGGUGUCAUCACUGCAGCUUUAAGGAGCGAUUGUCAGGACAAACAUGCACAGUUCCUACGAGGUCUGUUUGAAACCCUCCCGGGUCACGUGCAGUGUGACAUGCUCUUAAAGGCCACUGAGCAGUGUUUAAACACCCUGGAAAAGGCAGAGAUGUUGCUGCUCCUGCUGAAGCGUUUUCCAGACUCUGUGGUCCAGCACGGGGUCAAUCUGGGAGAGUCCCUACUGGAGGCGGAGACCUCGGAGAACCUGGAGACACCGGUCAACUGCUUCCGGAAGCUGUUUGUGUGUGACGUCCUCCCUCUGAUCCUGAACAACGUGGACAUGCGCCUGCCCGCCAGCCUGCUGCACAAGUACAUGCUGAAGGCGUCCGAGUUCUACGUCAGCUACGUCACCAGAGGGCCCGCAGCCGAGGGGUCGACUCAGGGUAAAACCCUACCAGGUUCCCAAGAGGGCGGGGUUCUAAAGUCCCCCGGGAUGUCUCGCGGCCCCCAGCGCUGCGUGAUCGAGGGCCUGUCGGAGAAGUCGUCCAUGGUGUCCGAGCCCUGGGAGAGGCUGCUGGACAUCCUGGCUGUGGUGGGGGCGCGCUGCGACUGGCAGGGGGACAAGCCGGGCCAGAGGGGCUACGUGGAGCUGCUGCAGCGCGUCAAGGAGCUGUGUCGCUACCUGUCCAGUCUGGAGGGGGAGACCAGGGCCCGCUGCUGUAGUCAGGCGGUCGUCUGCGCUGCCCUGGUCCUCUUCCGCAGCGCAUACCUCUACGUCUCGGCAGUGCAGCCCGCUCUAUUCCCAGGUGUGAAUGCGCUGAGCUCUGGUCCCUGGAUCCUCCUGGAGGACCUGAGUUGUGUGUACAGCGACGUGGAGUUGGAGAAAGGGGCCAACAAGCACAGCCACAAGAAACGCAAGCUGGCUGACGGCCGUGAGAAGACCAUGAGCUCCGACGACGAGGAAGGCUUGGGAAAGGGGCGGGGCCGCCACGUGGUGGUCAACAAGACGGAGAUGCCGGGGUGGGCGGAGACUCUGGAGAGCUUCCGCAUGGCGAGGGAGAGCUGGGACCUCGUCCACUCCAACGACAGUUUGGAGACAGAAUUCAACAAGAUCUGUUCUUCCUGGAAGACGGACAGCUGGCUGUGGUUCCGGAUCUUCCUCACAGAUAUGAUCAUGUACCAGGGCCAGUACCGUAAGGCCCUAUCCAGCCUGCAGCAGAUGUCCGUGUUCCAGCCUCCUCAGGCUGGCCAGAGCCCCUCAGCCCAGGGCAGUCUGGAGCAGCACAGAGCCCUCAUCCAACAGGCCUCCUGCCACUACGCACUGGGAGAGCACAGGUUGGCUUGUGAGAAGCUGCUUGAUGUCAUCAAUGGGCUAGUUCCCCAGAACCAGGACCCAGCAAAGAGCCCUGAAGACCUGGGCAAGACCAAGAGCAAGCCCAGGAAAGGCAACGACCUGAGGUUGCUGCCCUGUACAAGCAAAGCCAUCUUGCCCUUUUGUCUGCAACUAAUGCUGGCUUGUUUCAAGCUGCGCGCCUUCACAGACAACCGAGAUGACCUGGCCCUGGGUCAUGUGGUGGUGCUGCUGCAACAUGAUUGGCCGCAGGGCGAGGCCCUCUUCCUGAAGGCAGUGGAGAAGAUCUGCCAGCAAGGUGGCCUGCAGUAUGAGAACUUCUUCAACUACGUCACCAACAUCGACAUGCUGGAGGAGUUUGCCUACCUGCGCACUCCAGAAGGGGGGAGGAUCCAGCUCGAGCUCUUGCCCAAUCAGGGAAUGCUCAUCAAACACCACACGGUGACACGGGGCAUCACCAAGGGGGUGAAGGAGGACUUCCGUCUGGCCAUGGAGAGGCAGGUGUCGCGCUGCGGCGAGAACCUCUACACCGUGCUCCACCGCUUCUGCAUCAACGAAAAGAUCAUCAUCAUCCAGUCCCUGCCCUGACCCCUGACCCCCACCCUCUCUGACCCCUGAACAUCCCAGGGUGACCUUUUGGACCGUGGGGAUUUGACAAUGCAGCCGGUGGAUGUUGUGUCUACAGAGGUUACCCCCCCUGACAUGUUUGGACGAUGUCUUCUACCAGGGAACUAUCCUUACUUGGCAUCAGACGACACCGCUGAAACUUAGUGGCCUCUGGGACUGUGACCAAGCACACAUACACACGACGAUGACAAUAGGAUGGAGUCAUUUCUAUCUUUAUCUUCUAUGCCUUAAGAUUUGACAUGUGCUAGAGGGUUACAGGAUUAAAUCCAGAGUGUACAGGAUUAUACAGGGUUUUGAUAG
Molecule: messenger RNA, 2878 nt
Organism: Hypomesus transpacificus
Lineage: Eukaryota; Metazoa; Chordata; Actinopteri; Osmeriformes; Osmeridae
Gene: ints10
Product: integrator complex subunit 10
Exons: 17
Coding region: 380-2539 (719 amino acids)
Biological process (GO): snRNA processing
Cellular component (GO): integrator complex
Source: RefSeq, a predicted model, not a curated record